AUGGGAAAAAAAUCUAUUGAUCCAUAUGUCCGGGCUCAGGUAGUGGCCUUACAUGACGCCGGUCUGAACCAGGUCGACAUUUCGAAACAACUCAUAGUUUCCAGAUGUUGUGUUCAAAAUGCUAUCAAGAAAUAUAAACAACUGGGCCGAUUCGAUGAUUUGAAACAUACUGGGCGUCCAAAAAAGCUUUCUGGUCGUGAGAUUCGCCAUUUAAAAAGAUUGUUCAAAGGAGAUUCUCGCCUUAGCGCGAGCAAAAUUGCAUCAGACUUGAACACCAGCUUACCAAAAUCAAUUACAACAAGAAUAAUACGAAGAUAUUUGAAAGAUCUUGGCUUUGAUUACGUGGUAAAAAUAAAAAAACAGUGGUUAAGUGGCCGUCAUCGACAACAACGCAUUGCGUGGUGUAAGCAGUAUUUGAACUGGAAAAAAGAUGACUGGAGGAAAGUGAUUUUUUCGGACGAAUCGACUUUCUAUGUAUUAAAACGAAAGAACCAAUGCAAAAUAUGGCGUUUGGACAAAGAAAAGCUUCUCCCAGAAUGUCUGCAGCAAACCAAUACUGGUGAUGGGGGAAAAAUUGGAAUUUGGGGCGGUAUCUCAGGUUUUGGAACAACGAUUGCCAAGAUUUACACAGAAAAUAUGAAUGGUCAAUUGUAUUGUAACAUCUUACAGACGGAACUGAAGCGUUCCAUGGCGAAAUUUCUGAAGAAAACUAAAAUGAUUUACCAACAAGAUCUUGCACCAUGGCAUACGUCGGGCAUAGUCAAAGAAAAAAUCACUAAAUUGAAACUAAAUGUACUUGAUUGGGCUCCAAAAAGUCCUGACUUGAACCCGAUAGAAAUGUUGUGGUCAAUUGUAGACAAGAAGCUGGCAUCAAAACCAAUUUAUUCGAGAGCGUCCCUGGUGGAACGGCUUCAAGAAGAAUGGGACAACAUCGAUCAAAAUUUGUGCAUAAAAUUGGUGGAAUCAAUGCCCGAGCGCAUACAAAAAUGUUUAAAAGCAAAAGGUGGACAUUUCUUGUAA
Messenger RNA from Rotaria socialis, 1020 nucleotides. The record is from the annotation of a GenBank genome assembly. Lineage: Eukaryota; Metazoa; Rotifera; Eurotatoria; Philodinida; Philodinidae.